Messenger RNA from Cercospora beticola, 2248 nucleotides. The record is from RefSeq and is a predicted model, not a curated record. Lineage: Eukaryota; Fungi; Ascomycota; Dothideomycetes; Mycosphaerellales; Mycosphaerellaceae.
CUCAAGACGCGACUUCCGUUUGAAGCUCUCGGCUGCUCCCGCAGCUUUGACGCGACUGCCCACGAAAAGUUCGAGAAGCAGCAGCGGGCAGGAACGUUUUAGUCAACACCACGCCGUCCUCACUUGAACGCCUUUCCCGACUCGAAUUUCUGACGAGUGUGCACGGCUGAAUAUUUGCAACUGCUAGAGAAGCUGUGGGGAACCCGCCGUUGACGAAAUUCUGCCUUGAAGGCACUGGAGGAGAGGAAACAUGGCAGGACAACCGAUGAACCUCGAUCUGAGCAAUGCUCAGAUCACACAGGAUGAGUCGGGACGUCCCUUCAUCAUCGUGAGAGAUCAGGGAAAGAAGAAGAGAACACAUGGCAACGAGGCAGUGAAGAACCACAUUCUCGCCGCUCGCACUGUUUCAUCGAUCGUCAAAACAUCCCUGGGUCCCCGAGGCCUCGAUAAGAUUCUCAUCUCGCCUGAUGGAGACAUCACAGUAACGAACGAUGGAGCGACGAUUUUGUCGCAAAUGGAGAUCAAGGACCACAUCGCAAAGCUGCUCGUAUCGCUUUCGCAAUCGCAAGAUGCAGAGAUCGGAGACGGAACAACAGGUGUUGUGGUUUUGGCAGGCGCACUGCUCGAGCAGGCAGCGGAACUCAUCGACAAGGGAAUUCACCCCAUCCGGAUAGCAGAUGGAUACGACCAGGCUUGUGAGGUGGCAGUCGCAGAACUGGACCGGAUAUCAGAUGUGAUGCCCUUCACUCGGACCGAAACGGACAACCUCUACAAAUGCGCGAGGACAUCGCUGGGCAGCAAGAUUGUGUCCAAGGCACACGGUCAGUUUGCACAAAUGGCAGUGGACGCUGUUCUUUCUGUCGCAGAUCUGGAGCGAAAGGACGUCGACUUUGAGCUGAUCAAGGUCGAUGGCAAGGUCGGAGGCUCGCUAGAAGACUCGCUCCUGGUCAAAGGUGUGAUCGUGGACAAGGACUUCUCCCACCCGCAGAUGCCUUCAGAGGUGCGCGACGCCAAACUCGCCAUUCUCACAUGUGCGUUCGAGCCUCCCAAGCCAAAGACAAAGCACAAGCUGGACAUCACGAGUGUGGCCGAAUUCAAGGAAUUGCAAAAGUACGAGCAGGCUAAGUUCACCGAGAUGAUCCAACAGAUCAAGGACACUGGCGCCAACGUUGUUAUCUGCCAGUGGGGGUUCGACGAUGAGGCAAAUCACCUGCUUCUCACAAACGAACUUCCUGCAGUGCGAUGGGUUGGCGGACCUGAAAUUGAGCUUAUUGCAAUCGCCACAAAUGGUCGCAUUGUGCCACGCUUCGAGGAUUUGAGCGAGAAGAAGCUUGGUACUGCGGGCGUGGUACGGGAAAUGUCGUUCGGCACAACGAGAGAGAAGAUGUUGGUCAUCGAGGAGUGCGCAAACUCUCGCGCCGUUACUGCUUUCAUCCGAGGCAGCAAUAAGAUGAUUAUUGAUGAGGCCAAGCGAUCACUGCACGAUGCACUAUGCGUCGUACGCAACCUGGUUCGGGACAAUCGAAUCGUGUACGGUGGUGGAGCUGCUGAGAUCGCUUGCUCUCUGGCGGUAGAGAAGGAGGCACUGAACACACCUGGACUGGAGCAGUACAGCAUGCGGGCAUUCGCUGACGCACUUGAUGCGGUGCCAAUGGCACUUGCAGAGAACAGCGGUCUGAGCCCAAUUGAAGCCCUGUCUGAACUCAAAGCACGACAGAGCAAGGGUGAGGGCAGAGGUCGCCUUGGCGUUGACUGCAUGCAGACUGGAUCAAAUGACAUGAAGGAACACUUCGUCAUUGAUCCCUUGAUCUCAAAGCGCCAACAGCUCCUGCUCGCCACACAACUUUGUCGCAUGGUGCUCAAAGUCAACAACGUGAUUGUCGCUGGCUCGGAUGACAACGACUUUUAGAUGAAUGCUACGAAAUGCAGCGCAUAGCGACGGCGUGAAGGUCUAGAUGGCCCAUAUAGAAGGAGUCCCUCUCAUGGGAGGUAUGUACAUGGUGCAGCACGUGUAUAUUACUACCACUUCUGCCAGUCGGUCGACUUUGGCGUGUCCAGUCACAUCCCGCAACGAUCUCAGAGUAUUAAUGCAGGUACAAGAUAGCGCGGCGUGCCAACGUCAAAGCCUGACCGACGGAUCUUCGGCACAGAAUUCUCUUUUUGCGUGGCGGCGCAUGCAGAACGGAAAGCGAUGAAUGCUGUGAACGAAUCAUCAAUUGGUCCGUCGAGUAACGAUAAGCACCACGUG